AUGUCUGCACGCUUGCCAUCCCUUUGGAAGCGGUUGUCGUCGACCAUCAGCCCACGGCCAGCACCGCCUAAAGCGCAUCAUCAUGCACCAAUACCGGAUGCAGCUUUCCCUAGUGGAUAUGUUUUAACAGGGCUUCAUUGUGGUAUCAAAAAGACGGGCGCGCUCGACCUCGCAGUCAUUCUGUCCACCACUCCGAAACCGGCGUCGGCGGCGGCAUGUUUCACGCGUAACGCUUUCAAAGCGGCCCCAGUUGUUGUGUCUGAGGAAGUAUUGCAACGCAAUGCCAGUACAGCGCGCGCACUCGUCGUCAACAGUGGCUGCGCGAAUGCAGUAACAGGGAAGCAGGGCAUGGAGGACGCAUGGGCCAUGGUCCGUGCUACUGACGCGCUGCUUGGUUGUUCUGCAAAGGAGAGCGAGACCCUCGUUAUGUCUACAGGAGUCAUCGGCCAAACUCUGCCCAUCUCCAAGGUUCUCGCGGGGAUCGAGUCACAGUCCUCUGACAGCCAGACGAAAUCUCUGGGCUCAGACUUCACAGCAUGGGAGCGCGCUGCGAAGGCGUUCAUGACUACCGACACCUUCCCGAAGCUGCGUGCGCGCACGUUCUCGAUCGACGGCCGCGAGUACAAGAUGGCAGGCAUGGACAAGGGCGCGGGCAUGAUCCACCCCGACAUGGGCCCUCCACGUACGGCCGGGCAGCUGCACGCAACGCUCCUGGGCUGCAUCAUGACCGACGCCGCAGUCUCUCCGCGGAGUCUGCAGUCCGCGCUCACGUACGCGGUGGACCGAAGCUUCAACUCGAUUAGUGUGGACGGCGACAUGUCGACGAAUGACACCAUUGUCGUACUAGCGAAUGGUUCUGCUGCUAGUGAUCCUGCUGCAGAGAUUGAUGAAGAGCGCGAUCCCCGCACAUACCAGUUAUUCAGGGAUGAGCUCACGACGUUCGCGGCGGACCUCGCACAGCUAGUUGUACGGGACGGAGAGGGCGCUACGAAGUUCGUGACCGUGUCUGUCAAUGGUGCCGCAACGUACGAAGAUGCACACCGCAUUGCCUCGCGCAUCUCGACAUCUGCUCUUGUCAAGACCGCGCUGUAUGGUCAAGACGCAAACUGGGGACGCAUACUAGCAGCGACCGGCUCGGUACCGCUUUCAGUUCCUAUUGACCCGACACGAGUCAGCGUCUCCUUCAUACCCACCGACGGCUCGCCAGCACUGCCACUGCUUGUGAAUGGUGAACCCGAGACCGUAGAUGAAGCACGCGCAAAAGAAAUUAUCAGUGUCGAGGACCUCGAAAUUGAGGUCCAACUCGGUAUCGGGAGCGAAAAUGCCAAGUACUGGACGUGCGAUUUUAGCUAUGAGUACGUUAGGAUUAACGGCGAUUACAGAAGUUAGACAUACGUAGGGAGUGUCAGUAAGAGUCGAGGAAAGGGUAUGAUCAUGAUGCGUCCACUGCACCGGUAAUAGCCCAGUGCGCGAUAAAUACAGACGUUGAAUUUCCUGGUA
Molecule: messenger RNA, 1500 nt
Organism: Postia placenta MAD-698-R-SB12
Lineage: Eukaryota; Fungi; Basidiomycota; Agaricomycetes; Polyporales; Adustoporiaceae
Exons: 4
Coding region: 1-1389 (462 amino acids)
Biological process (GO): L-arginine biosynthetic process; L-ornithine biosynthetic process
Cellular component (GO): mitochondrial matrix
Molecular function (GO): L-glutamate N-acetyltransferase activity, acting on acetyl-L-ornithine as donor; L-glutamate N-acetyltransferase activity, acting on acetyl-CoA as donor
Source: RefSeq, a predicted model, not a curated record